ACAUUGGGGGGCUAGAGGGCAGGCUUCCAGGGAAUAUAAGGGGCAAGACAGCCUGCUCGCUUGUAACACAAGGUCCCUUUACAGAAUUAUCUACGCUCCAGUGGAGCCGCCUAUCCCCGCCCCCCUCCGUCCCUCAGACAACACACAGCAUCCAUCCUCAUGGGCUCACACGCUGCGUGAUCCACAUCACAAACCGACUGAGCGGUGGCUUGGCUGAGCCUCAUGGAGUAGUAGGACUAGUAGUAGGAGAAGGUGGGCUGCUCUCGGCUGCCUUUUGUUACUUUUUCUCCUUCUUCUUUUAUGGAGUCGCGUUUUUUUCUGGAGUAUUCCUGCAUCCCAUCGCGGCUCCUUUGGGCUUGCAAGCCUUUUCAGGUGGAUGCUCGCAGCUUCAGUGAACUGUGGAGAGCAUCCAUAAAACAGAAAACCUCAGUUUAAAUUCACUCGACAGCUCACCGCUCAGUUGAAGUGUCCUUAAGCAUGAGUUUCCUCCUGCUCUGCGACGACAGCGAGUUAAUGCUUGCACUGAUCUUCCUUCAAGCGAAGACGAGGAUAAAUUAGAAAACGGUAUAGAGUGGAAUGAUCCGUAUGGCCGAAGACUUCCGCUACAGAGUGAGCUUCUUUGAAUCUUAAGAGCACAUAGUCUCCUGGCUGGAGACAAGAUGGCAUCCAACAACACUUUACGCAGCUACUCCAUCAUCCCCUGUUUCAUCUUUGUGGAGCUCGUAAUCAUGUCUGGCACAGUGCUGUUGGCCUACUACAUGGAGUGCACGGACCUGUUCAGUGUGCACAUGCAGGGCUUCUUCUGUAACGAUGCCGAGCUGAUGAAGCCGUACCCCGGCACGGAGGAGUCCAGUUUCGUCCCUCCCCUCAUCCUCUACUGCGUGGUUGCUGCUACUCCUACUGUUAUAAUCUUCAUUGGGGAGGUGUCCAUGUACGUGAUGAAAUCAACAAGAGAAGCUCUCCUGGCCCAGGAGAAAACGAUAGUGACAGGAGACUGUUGUUACCUCAAUCCACUUAUUCGCCGCAUCAUACGCUUUAUAGGUGUGUUUGCAUUUGGCCUGUUUGCCACAGACAUCUUCGUCAAUGCAGGCCAGGUAGUGACUGGAGGCCUCUCGCCUUACUUCCUGUCUGUCUGCAAGCCCAAUUACACUGGAACAGAGUGCCGGUUCAAUCACCAGUUUAUCGUCAACGGAAACAUUUGCACUGGAAAUCCCAUUGUUGUAGAGAAUGCUCGCCGGUCCUUCCCAUCAAAGGAUGCUUCACUAAGUGUUUACUCUGCUGUGUACCUGACGAUGUACAUCACCAGCACAAUCAAGACCAAGUCCAGCCGUCUUGCCAAGCCUGUCCUCUGUCUGGGCACGCUCUGUUCAGCCUUCCUCACCGGCCUCAAUCGAGUGUCUGAGUAUCGAAACCACUGCUCGGAUGUUGUGGCUGGAUUUAUACUGGGUUCAGCCAUUGCACUGUUUCUGGGCACCUGUGUUGUGAACAACUUUAAAGGUGUUCAUAAUGCAGCAACUAAACAGAAAACCGAGGAAUACCGUGGUCUGCCAUUGAUGACUUUUCCCCGUGUAGAGAGCCCACUGGAGACCCUCAGUGCGCAGAACCACUCGGCAUCGAUGACGGAGGUCACAUGACUAAGGGGCCAGCACCGGGUCACGUUUGCGUCUCCACAGCACUUCCAGGCACAAUGACGAGGACGCAUGCCACGUGGCACCGAUUGCAUACAACAACAACAAAAAAGAAAUCACUUCAGAUUUAUCUGUUUAAAUCACCUGGAGGACAGAAUACUCCAUGUUUGUAGUGGUUUUUGUUUAACUUGGCUACUCUCUAUUUGACCAGCCAAGACCCACAAAUCUAACCAGUGCGAAAGCGUCACAAAGCCAACUUAAUGUAAGCACAGGUUGUUUUUUUUUCUAGGUAUUUUAAAUCCUUUGAAACAUGGUACAUUUUUUUGUCCUCCACGGUGUGCUGUUCAUAGUUAGCGGAUGGUGUUUUGUACGUUUUUGUAUGAGCGAGUGCCGUAGCCUGACAAUGUCAAACCUGCACACUUCCUGUCAACUGACUCACUGUGUUACAUCACAUCCUGUCAGGUGAAAUGCCUCAUCAAUCACCGCAUCUUAUCCACUCAGUCUGAAAAUUCUGCUAUGGAAAAAAGAACUAUUGAUGUUGUUAUGUGGUGUUUGUCAUUUGUACAGAAAAAAGAGACAAAAACAUUCUUUUUAUUAUCUCUCUGUGCAUUAUUGACCAUUAUGGGGUCAUAUUUUUUAAGGAUUUUUGUUAGUCUGUAUGACUAUUAUAAUCCAUUUGGACCUGUUUGCCUGCUGUGAACCUGAAUAUGUUUUAGUAUCAGUUUAGGUGUUUGGGGGAACAAGUUUUGUCAUUUUUGGAGGAAAUUUAAGGAAGAGUCACUGGCAUCCUCUGAGGCUGAAUAUGGUUUGGCAUCAGUUGAGUUUAGAUGAAAUAUUUGAAAAUGUCAUUACUCAGAAAUCUUACUAGGAGUGUCUUUCACCCCAAUCUCCUGAUUAACUCUGAUGUUGAUAACAAUGUCUCUAAAGCAGUCCAGUGAGUCUUUCAUGUGUCAGAUCUACAUAAAGAUUCCCCUUGCGUGAUUGUUAGAAUUGCUUCUGAACUGAAAUUUUAAUGAAAGACAUUUCAAACAGAUAGAAAGGGUAACAAAACUACACAGCAAUGUUGUUCUGAGUAAAAUGAGGUGAUUGGUGUUUUUCACGUAAACUCGGCCAUUGACUCAAGCUUAACCUUUCCUCCCUGAGGCACCCCUUCCUUUCCCUGACCCAUUAGUGGAUUGUGAUGCAAUUUUGUGAAUUCAUUUCCUAUUGGAAGAUAUGCCCAGCAUGAAGAGAGAACUCGAUAUGUUUUAUAGAUAUUACUCAUUAUCAUUGUGAUUAUAUCUGUCUUUUUCUUUAGGAACAAAAAAAACAUUUCAUCUGAAAUGCUAUAUAUAUUUUUUCUUUGUAUGUCCAAACAUUAAAUAGUCAGUAGCAAAUA
Messenger RNA from Girardinichthys multiradiatus, 3006 nucleotides. It is a transcript of the gene plppr1, whose product is annotated as phospholipid phosphatase related 1. Bases 660 to 1634 code for a protein of 324 amino acids. The record is from RefSeq and is a predicted model, not a curated record. Gene Ontology annotation, molecular function: phosphatidate phosphatase activity. NCBI's taxonomy places the organism in Eukaryota, Metazoa, Chordata, Actinopteri, Cyprinodontiformes, Goodeidae. Gene Ontology annotation, biological process: phospholipid dephosphorylation; phospholipid metabolic process; signal transduction. The transcript is spliced from 9 exons.